Molecule: messenger RNA, 3972 nt
Organism: Glarea lozoyensis ATCC 20868
Lineage: Eukaryota; Fungi; Ascomycota; Leotiomycetes; Helotiales; Helotiaceae
Product: P-loop containing nucleoside triphosphate hydrolase
Exons: 14
Coding region: 1-3972 (1323 amino acids)
Biological process (GO): transmembrane transport
Cellular component (GO): membrane
Molecular function (GO): ABC-type transporter activity; ATP binding; ATP hydrolysis activity
Source: RefSeq, a predicted model, not a curated record
AUGCCCGAAAAUACUGCCAUCGCCAGCAUUUUCACGGCAAUCGUGUGUUUCAAGUUCAUAAUUCUUACUCUGGAAGCUAAGGAGAAAAGUAAUUUGAUCCGGCCCGAAUUCAAACAUCCUUCGCCAGAGCAGGCAGCGGGAAUACUCAAUCGGAGCUUCUUUUGGUGGUUCAAUCCUUUGCUGUUGACUGGGUCUAAGCAGAGACUGGCAGUAGAUGAUCUUUUCUUCAACGACGAUGGUCUUACAUUCGACGCAUGGCGUGAUAUAAUAACUCGUCGAUGGGCCAAGGCUGAUAUCUCAAAACCUCAUGCACUUCUCAAAGUUAUGCUAGCCACAUUCAAAGGGCUCCUUCUGGCUGGUAUUUUGCCUCGACUCUGCUUGACUGGCCCUGAGACAACCACGAGCAAUAAGGUAGCUUAUGGCUUGAUAGCAGCUUACGCUAUUGUCUACAUUGGUAUAGCAGUCAUGUCGACAAUGUCUCAACACAAGAAUUACCGUACCAUUGUCGCAAUCCGAGGUAGCGCUGUAUCUUUAAUAUAUCAGCAUACAUUGCGUUUGACUAGCUCUUCAACGUCGACUAGCUCCUCUUUGACAUUGAUCAACAACGAUGUCGAGCGCAUGGGUCAUGGAAUGAGAGAAGUACACGAGAUCUGGGCUAGCUUGAUUGAAAUCGCCCUGUCUCUUUGGCUACUUGAGGUAAGACUGGGGGUCUCGGUCGUUGCAGCUGUUUUCGUUAUAAUAGGUAAUAUAUGCACGCUUCUCGGUUGUGUAUUUGGGUUUGUGAAGAUGGGCCUGCUUUUGGGCGACCGCCAGAAGGUCUGGCUUGAAGCGAUCGAGAAACGCACCAGCUCGACAAUUGCAACACUCGGCUCAAUCAGAGGCAUCAAAUCAACAGGCGCAACGGAUAUCGUCCAAAGAAUUACAACGCGUUUGAGAUUGGAUGAAAUUCGGAUCUCUUUGAAAUACAGGGAACUUCUUGUCGGCAUUGUGACAUUGUCAUAUGUCUCAACUACAAUGGCUCCGGUGUUUGCCUUUGCAACAUACAGUAUCAUAUCCAACAGCAGAGGCACCACACCUUUAUUGGCAGCUUCUGCAUACACCUCGCUAACAAUAUUCUCGCUUCUCGGUCAGGCCGUCUCAAAAUGGAUCAGCUCUAGCGUGGAUAUUAUAACUACGAUCGCGUGUCUUGAGCGAGUGAGACAAUAUUUAGCAACCAACCUAAGAGUUGAUCCCAGAACAAUCGAAUCAUACAUUAAGCCCAUCGAUAGUUCUAAUUCGCCCAGAUUGCGUAAUUCAGAUAUUUCCCAAACAGAAAUGCUUGACAUGGGAUCUGUCGAUCAAAGUCAGUACCAUCCAAAUAGCGUUGGAGAAGUACUCAGGGAAGUGCCGCUCGCUAAGAUGAUGAUCACUAUACGUGAUUGUUCGGCAUGUUGGAGCAAGGGCUCCGAAAUGGCAAUAUCAGAAAUUAAUCUUACAAUCCUAAAAGGAAGCCUCGCAAUGGUGAUUGGACCCAUUGGAAGUGGGAAAUCAACUUUACUGAAGGUUAUACUUGGUGAGAUGCCUCACACCACAGGAACGGUAAUCGUAGGCAGGUCUGAAGCUGCUUUUUGUGGACAGUCGCCGUGGUUGACAAACGUCAGUGUCAGGAACAAUAUCAUUGGUGUGUCUUACCUCGAUGCAAAUUGGUACAAUACAGUAGUGAAUGCUUGUGCCUUGGAUCGAGAUUUCGAGCAACUUCCAGAUGGCGACAAUACCGUCAUUGGUAGUAAAGGUGUUUUAUUGAGUGGAGGACAGAAAAGUCGUCUUGCUUUAGCAAGAGCACUUUACGCAAGGAAUGAUCUUGUGAUUCUAGAUGACGUAUUCAGCGGGCUAGAUGCAAAAACUGAACAACGUGUGUUUGAAUCGGUUUUGGGAUCUCAUGGCAUACUGAGACAAGGAGGUACGACAACAGUCCUUGCUACAAACUCAGUUCGCAAUAUCUCGCUGGCAGAUCAUAUUGUUGUAAUGGGAUCAGAUGGCAAAAUUACCGAUCAAGGUACAUAUCAAAACUUGGUCUUUGCAAGUAGCUAUCUCGAGAGCCUUGGCACCCGACAGAAGACGCUCAACAUAAGCGAUUCGGAGAAAUCUAAAGACGAUACAGUCUCAGGUCUAGCUGUUGCAAGUGCUAUGCAUCAGCCCGUUGACAGUGAUAACAGGGGAGAUAAAGAUCUGACCAUCUAUAAGUAUUACAUCGACACAGUGGGGUGGGUAACGUGGUGGGUGUUUGUAUUGCUUUGCUCUGGCUUCGUUUUUGGCUUGGUGUUUCCACAAAUUUGGAUUCAGUUCUGGACAGAAGCAAAUGCAAGACAAGCUAACUAUCGACUUGCGUACUAUUUAUCGCUGUACGCACUUUGGCCGUUGAUGGCUAUUGUAAUAUUCCUUGGAGCUUGCGCGUGGCUGAUGAUCAGGAUGGUGUCAAAGGCUGCCAUUCAGUUCCAUGGAAUCCUUCUGAAUUCCGCCCUAAGUGCUCCCCUGGUUUAUUUCUCUACAACAGACAGUGGUGAAGUGUCGAACAGAUUCACUCAAGACCUAAAUCUUAUUGACAUGGAACUCCCGACAGCCCUCAUUGGUACCACCGUCACAUUUUUGUCGUGCAUCGCCCAGAUUGGAGUUAUCAUCUACGGCUCAAGUUACGUAGCCGCUGCAAUUCCUGCACUGAUAGUCUUCCUUUACUAUAUUCAAUUGUUCUAUUUGAGGACGUCACGGCAGUUGAGACUUUUGGAGCUAGAAGCAAAAGCACCACUUCUAUCACACUUUAUGGAAUCUAUCCAUGGCUUGGUCACCAUCCGCGCGUUUGGCUGGACUGAAAAGUUUACCCAUCAGAAUCAUGAUCUGCUUGAAAGAUCCCAACGUCCUUUUUACCUUUUAUAUUGCGCCCAGCGAUGGCUCAAUCUGACGUUGGAAUUGGCCGUUGCUUUCCUUGCCAUCAUUUUGGUCAGUAUAGCCUUGACAACCAGAGAAUCAUCCGGUGCGAAGAUUGGUGUUGCAUUGCUCAGCAUUGUAGGAUUUGGACUUAACUUGAAGACCCUGGUAUACACCUGGACAUCAUUGGAAAUUGCGAUGGGUGCUGUCUCCCGAAUACGACACUUCGCAAUUAACACGAGCUCUGAAGAUCUGCCUGGUGAAGACAGAACUUUACCACCAGACUGGCCGCACGAAGGUGUGAUAAGAUUCCAAAGUGUAUCCGCAGCCUAUUCGCCUACUUCUCAUCCUGUACUCAAUGAUCUUUCAUUUACUGUCAAGGCCGGCACAAAAGUUGCCAUCUGUGGUAGAACAGGGAGUGGCAAGAGUUCAACGCUUGCGGCCUUGCUAAGACUGAUCGACUUACGAAGUGGGGCAAUCACAAUUGAUGGAAUAGACAUAUCUACAGUUGUGCGACAGGACCUCAGGUCAAAACUCAUCACACUACCACAGGAACCUUUCUAUUAUCAUGCCUCUAUUCGAGACAAUCUCGAUGUCAGGGGCCAGUUCUCUACCGAAGAGCUUCUCGACAUCCUCGAGGUCGUUGGAAUGCGGGAGGUGAUCGACAAGAAAGGUGGCUUGGAUGCCAUGGCGAAUGCAGACGUGCUAUCUCACGGCCAAUCGCAGCUUCUUUGUCUGGCUCGUGCAAUACUGCGUCCGAAUAAGAUACUCAUCUUAGAUGAAGCAACAAGCAGUGUUGAUAAGAAGACCGAGGAAAAGAUGGUUGAUAUUAUCAGAGAAAAAUUCCAGGAUCGAACCGUGAUUAGUGUUGCUCACAAUUUGAACACCAUUAUGGACUACGACGAGGUCAUCGUGCUCGAAGCAGGACGUAUUAUCGAGCAGGGAAAGCCAUUGGCACUCGCUCUUGAGCCAUCAUUUUUUGCAUCUCUCCUGAAGGCUGCUGAUGGCGAGUCUGAAGAUGCCUUAGAAGAAGAGACUAUCUCCAAUAUAGCCUCCCCUCGCUCUAGGUAG